GCCUAAUAUCUGACGUACACAAUGGACUCUGGACUGGACUUUGUUCUAUGGGGAAAGUCUCCCUUCGUAGACAAACGUUCCGGCUGCCAAGAAUGCCACCUUUCAUAGUGAGAGUUUGACAUGAUUUGUACUGCCAGAACGUGUUUCUGAAUCGGUUCUGCUAUAAGGAUUUAACAUGAUUCUCAAUUUGGUCGAAAGGCCGAUCGUUUAUGUUCUAAACUUAGUGGCUUCCUUUUGGGGUUUCGUUUCGUUUUACCCGUGGUAUUUAUUGUAUGGCGCGAAGCAGCGACAUGAUGAAGUACAGGCAAGAGCUACUGUUUCAAGAGAUCCUAGCUCAUCCUACAGAUGCGUCGAACAUUAUCAGAACAUUUUAAGGACUCCAGUUAAUGCGGUAUAUACUUUGGACAAAUUAUUCAGGUGAGUUGAUAAUGUUGAUUUAUUUUUAACGCUAGCAAGUGAACUUUAUUUCGUCAAACAAACUAUCAAGAAUUAAAAUUGAUGUCAGAAUACUAUUUAAAAAAGUUGCGUCUUUUAUAUAGAAUUUAUAUUGAACAUUGUUUAUAUCUUUAAAUCGUAUGUAGAUUAUACUGAAUUUUACACUCUGACACAAACGGUAAAAUUUAAUUUCAGACUUCUUUCGUCCAAAAAAUGUAGUAUAAAUAUAAAAUUUCCACAUCAUACAUGUGCAGAUGUUUCCGUUUUCCGUUUAUAAACCACCUGUGCUAGAUUUUUGUGUCAUGGGCUCUCAAAAUAUAAUCUGUUUGUAAGCCAUAGCAUUAGUUUAUUUUUGGAUUCUCGGCUUUAUAUUUAUGGACUGCAGGCUCUCUUGCCUGUUCUUCAACGUGUAAAUUAUAAAAUUGUACAAUACAGGUGAUGUUGUAAUUUCAUAUAUCAAUGUAAAAUAUCAUCAAAGUGUUCAGCCAAUAACGAUUUUUAAUACAGUCAAACACUUCAAAACCUUAUCAGUUUGUUAUGAAAUAUUUGUUGAAAAGUACACUUUGUAUUUGUAGUUAAUCUAUACGACAGUUUUCUUUUGAUGUCACGAGUUUCCUGUAUAGUAUGCCAAAUUCAUUCAAUCAUAUCACCUAAUAAUAAUGAAAGGCCAAGGGCAAACCUCUUGGGGGAACAUCUGAUAACACAAUCAUGGCUUUUUUCAAUCUGAUAAAUUUGCAAGGUUGAGACAUAACUCUAACUCUAACUUAUAAAUAUUUCAAAAUAUGAUGUUUAUUAAUGUUCCAAAGUACAAUGUAGGUGGGGUGAGGGUACAAGGUCCAUUACAGCCUGCAAACUAAUUGACACUCUGAGUUUUUAUAUUACCUUUGGCCAUGUGAAAAAAUUCUGUGCAUGCAGGCAGAUUUUUUAAAAAUGUUCAAAUCAUGCAUGCACACCUAGCUAUUACACUUUACAUCUGAAUUGGCAACCACUGGCUAUUACACUUUACAUCUGAAUUGCCACUGUGUUCUCAUGAACACUGAACAGCACAUAGUAUUUAUCGUAAACAUGCUUGUAGUAUGUAACUUUUAUUUUACUGUUCCAAUUCUCUGAUUGGGUAAUUAACUAAAACCAUUCAAUAUCGAAGAAGAAAAGGGGGAUUCAUCGCCUGCUCUGUGAUGAAAGAUUGCUAAAACAAUUUUAUAUAAGAAUGGCAAUUUUAAAUUUCACAUUCCUACAUUAAUUGUAUCAUUUAGACAUUAAAUUUAUCAUGAUUCUGAUAUUAAAUUGACCCAUUGAGUGGCAGCUAGCACUCUCCCUUUGAUAAUUAGUAACAUUGUCUGGCAUUUAGACAGAGGAAAAUGAUAAAGUAGCUAGGUGCAUCAGGGUGCAUUGCCACUUAUUAAAAAGGUUAACAUUCCAAAUUUACUAAAUUUGAUUUAUGAAACAUUAUGAAAGCUUAGUUGCUUAUCAUUAUGCAGUGCUAUAAAAGUUAUUUAUUUUUUUUGAACUAAUUACAGUCAAGUUAAAUGAUCAAAAAAGAACUAGUUGCCAGUAAAAGUUACGGAUAAAAAAUGUAUUAUGUAACUAUUACAUUGACAGCGAGUUCAGUUAAAUUACUGUAAAGAAUAAUUAAGAUAAUCCAACUGCAAGCCGGUAUAUAGGCGUUUGAUAGGAGUUAUUGCAGAGUGAAUCAGUUUAUCAACCACAAUAAACAUAAUAAUAAAAGUUGAUAGAAUAAAGAAAAUAACUUUAAUAACAAGCACUGUAUUGUGUUAAAGAUGCGGUAAAGUCCGUUCUGCGCAUAUAUUCUGCGCAUCAAAACAUUCCAUCAGUGGGGAGGCAACCUUUGGAAUGUUGUUAAUAUUUCGCUUUUUCCGAACUUUCUUGAAUUGAAUCUCUAGUCUGUAUUCAUUUACAAGCAUAACGAACCAGAAAAGUGUUAAAAAUUCAGUAUAAUAUAUAUGUAAUCAUAUUUUACAACUAUAGCACUGAGUUCAAAAUGUAAAUUGUAACGAAAAAAGUAACGUAAAUUAAUUAUGUUGCAUAUGGUCAGAGAAGUAACAUGUUAUCAUUCCAUUUUAAGCCAAAAUGUAACUAGUUGCAGUUACCUCUUUUCAAAACAUAUGGUGUAAAAAAAUACCUGUGGUUCCGGUUCCCGACCGACCCUAUUUUUUUCUGCCGACCCUAUUAUUUUUUCAACGCGAUUGACUGUGCAACCCUAUUUUCUCCAGGUGGUUGCGGGCUGCUCAUACAUCCUGCCAAAAUGGCGUCUGUUGUCACACUAAUUAUUGAACCAAAUUGCCUAAAUUCGUCCAUAGGAAAUACACAUCUCUAGUUAAUACUGAUGUCAGGACUCUACUGCAAAUCGCCCAGCAAAAAACCGCCAAAACUAUGAAAAAAUAUUUAAAAAAAAAUGUAUUUCCGACCUACCGAUCCUCAUUUUUUCAUAUGAAACCGGAACCACAGGUAUUUUUUUUACGGCUAACUAUAGUUACCGUUAGUUACUAAAAAGUAAUGAUUACUUGUAAUUUUGUUACUUGUAACGAAGUUACUUACAGCACUGUCAGCAAUUAAAGUUCUUUUUAUGUUUUGCCUUUUUUUUCCUUGCAGUUAAUCCUCAAUGAGUCUUCAUGAUUUCGAUUUAACAACUUAUUAGGAACUGAUUACUUUACAAUACACACACAAAUAACAACAGACAGUUCCCAAAUGGGAAAGUAGUGAACAGCUCGUCAGCCCAUUUCUACAUAUACUAGUUGAUUAGUGGCAUAAUGCAUGUUUUACAUGAAUUUUGUUUUGUAGAAAUACAGUUUCAAGUCAUGGCUCGAAGAAAUGUCUUGGCACCAGAGAACUUUUCAGCUCUGAAAAUGAAAUGCAGGCAAAUGGAAGAGUAUUUAAUAAAGUUGUGCUUGGAAAUUAUAAUUGGUUGAGUUAUAACGAAGUACUUACUAAGGUUGAAUCAUUCGGUUGUGGAUUAUUGGCACUUGGUCAAAGAACUAAACAAAAUGUAGUCAUAUUUGCUGAUACAAGGGCAGAAUGGAUGAUUGCAGCUCAAAGUUGCUUUUCGUAUAAUUUUCCAGGUAAAUAUGUAGUCAUUUUUAAAGUGUGUAUUGUAUAUGUCACAAAAAUGAAUGAGCGACAGUAUAGAAAUGUAGAUGAAAUGAACAAAGGAUAGUGUAAACAGGUGUGUUUUUCUCUUUUUCAUCAAAUUUCAGUGUUUUUCUCAGCCCAGUGAUGUAGCCACAGUGGUGCCUAAAUUACUUUGAAUUUGUACUCGAGUAAAAGUAGAAGUAAUUAACAAUAAAACGACUUGAGUAAGAAUAAAUUAAAAAGUACUGGAAGGAAAACGUACUUAAGUAAAAAGUACAAAGUAUCCUUAAAAAAUACUUGAAGUACAAAGUAAAAGUACUAUUGUCUGCAGCCUGUAGAGGAGGGGGGGGGGGGACUUCUCCAAUGGAUUAACAUACAAAAGACACAAAACAACACACGCAUUAUAUAUGCAUGUGUGCUGGUGUGCACCGACUAUACAAUAUUUCACGGCAUGGUCUGCUUUCCAGACUCUGUUGAAGAUAUAAGAAAUCCAUUAAAUAAAUAAUUAUAGUCAUAAACGAGAAAUCCCUAACGUAUGUAGAAGUCGUAUUACCUUUCCCGAAAUUAAAAUAAACCAGAAAUAAAUCACGUAAAAUUAAACAGAAGUUAGAAAGUAACGUAAUACUUCGCCACAAAAUGAACGUAACUUCUAAAGUAAAACGUUACUUCUUAAAAUGACUUCGUUCCAAGUAAAAGUAUUCCAGAAAAAGUUUACUUUGUUACAUGCUCACUUCUCAAAAAUAUUACUCAAGUACAGUAACGAAGUACAUUUACUUUGUUACUUGACACCAUUGUGUAGCCAGGAUUUCUAGUUGGGAGAGGGGGGUUUAAGAAAUAUGGGGGUAUGUUCCAGUGGUAUGCUCCCCUGCGAAAAGUGCCAUUUUCAGCAUUUUGGGGGCUAUCUGAAUGCGUUUUGGUGAUCUUUAAUGACACCUAUAUACAAAAUCUCUACUAGCUAGUCCCUCUGGCUAUUUCACCGGCCCAGCCUGUGUAAAGGAAACCUAUCAAGUAUUUAGUAGUAACCAAGCCAGACAGUUUUAAAAGUUAGGUGGAGCAUUCUAUACCAUCUGAAUCAAAUCUUUAUUUACUGUAUCUCUGAAUUAUCAUCUUCAAUGACUGUAAAAAUUUCUCGAUUCUGAUUGACUGAAAGGAGUACAAUUUAUCGAAAUGGAUCAUUCCAGAAAACAUCCAUACCACCCCCAUGGAGGAAAUUGGAAGUUAACCUCCUUACCCCCUUCGGAUGUCCUAAUACAUUUACUAUUAUCACAAACAAUUUUUUCUCCCCUCCCUCUCCGGACGGCAGAAAUUUCCUCCAUGGGGGGAGUGUGGAUCUUUUCUGGAAUGACCCAAUGUAGUGCCAAACAAAGAAAAUACAAUGUGCCAAGCACCGAAACAAAAGACACUUUUUUUUAGUUUUGACUUCUGACCGUUGAAAAUUUGUAUUAAGUUGUUGUGUCAUUCAAAUGAGUGAGUAAAUUAUAUAUUUUACAUGUGUUUCAUGCAUGCAAGUGACAAUGAAUCAGUUACUUCUGUAUAAUUUUUACUAUAAGAUUAAUGAGUAAUACGGUUGACCAUCUUUGACAACAUCACUUGACAAUGUGCUUGUUUUUCCGAAAUUGCACUCGAAACCAUACUAUAUUUACCUAAUUAUACAAAUUCCCAGAAAUGACAUCAAUUUAUUGGCAUUCUCAAUUAAUAUUUGACAUCAAUUGGCAAUAUCAAUUAAUAUUAAAUACCUCUCACUAAAAAUCUAGGUACAUAUGAUACUUGAAGGGACAGGCAGGGCUCGAUCAUCGAAGUAGAAAAAUGAUAUGGCCUGCCAGUCUAAAAUUUUUUGGCAGGUGAAAUAAAUUUUAGCCUUCCAUUUUUAUUCAUUGAACUGCCAAAAUGGCAAUGUCUCAUAUUUAAUGGGAUCUCCGAUUAGUGCCACAAUACUAUAGCCAAUCUUGUUAUGGAACACAUAGAAGAAAUUACUUUAACAACUGCUCUCAACCCACCCCGUUGGUGGUUCAGGUUUGUUGAUGAUAGCCAUACUUGCCUAAAACGUAAAUAUGUAGAGGAGUUUCAUAAGCAUUUAAAUUCAAUAGACAAGCAAACAGGGGCGUAGGAACAGGGGGGCCAGGCCCCCCAAGUUUUGCCAAGUGCCCUUUUUCCUGCAGCAAAGUGCCCUUUUUCUUGCGUAAAAAUGUCUUAAGGAUUGCCUUUAUAUAUAUAUAUAUAUAUAUAUAUAUAUAUAUAUAUAUAUAUAUAUAUAUAUAUAUAUAUAUAUAUAUAUAUAUAUAUAUAUAUAUAUAUUUUUAGAUGCCCUUUUUUAUUCGGAAAGUGCCCCUCAAAGCCUGCCCCCCCAACUUUUAGAAGCUUCCUACGCCCCUGCAAGCAAAUCCAAUUCACCAUUGAAGCGGAAGAAAAUAAUAGAUUACCAUUCUUUGAUACUGUAACAAUUAGGCAAAAUGGUCAAAUUAGGGUUGAUGUUUACCGUAAAAAGACGCAUACGGACAAAUACCUGGAUUUAUACACGUCAAAUCACCCUCCACAACACAAGCGAUCUGUACGUAGUUAAUACUUUUAUACUCGAUAGGGCAGAGAAAAUACCCUCAACCAACCGGUACAAAAACAAGGAAUUAAGUAGUUCGCAUGAAAAUGUAAAUGCAACGCAAAAAUCAACAGUUUCACCUAGUCAGAAAGAAUUACAAGAACAUUACAACGUGAGAAAAUUCGUGUUUCAUUCCAACCAACUCGUACAUUACAGCAAGUAUUUCCAAAGCCAAAAGAUAAGCUAGACACUAACCGUACAAGGUACAUCGUUUAUAAAAUUGAAUGUUCCGCUUGUGAUUUUACUUAUUAUGGCCAAACUAACCGAGUAUUGAAAACAAGAAUAAAAGAACAUAAAAGAGCAGGAACAGCCAAUCACAAAAUACGGAAACUGACAACUGUAACUGCGACAACAAAAACACUUGCCCACUACCGAAACAAUGUAUGACCAACAACAUUAUUUACAAAUCCACAGUCACAACGAACAACACGAACGACACUAAACACUACAUUGGUAUGACAGCGACUACAUUUAAGGAACGUUACGCUAACCACACUUCAUCUUUUUGUCAUGAAAAAGACUCAAACAAAACGGAACUUUCGAAACAUAUUUGGAAAUUAAAAGAAAACAAUCAGGAUGAUACCAAAUGGUCAAUUUUAAAACACGCUAUUUCGUACACAUGCAGGGCGGUCAAAACGCUGCAAUUUAUGUUUGGAAGAAAAAAUUUGCAUUUUGAAAGACAUGAACAAAGACAAUUUACUCAAUAAAAGAAGCGAAAUUUUCGGCAAGUGUCGUCACAAAAACCGGUUUCGAGUAAACAAGAUCGUUAACAAAAUUUAAUGACCCAAGCAUUGUUUCGCCUAAGCACUGUUUCGCUUAAGCAUUAAUUAAUUGUUUCGCCUAAGCAUUUCGCCUACACGCAUUCCGCGCAUUCUUUCGAUAGCAUAAAAGCAACCUAUAUUUCGAGCCCUGGUAUAACUGGGGAUCCACCAGAAUCAGGUUUCACCCAGUUAGUUCAGGUUCAAGAACCCUGGUUUGCAGAGUUCUAGUUCUGGCCAAAACUGGAAAAAGAAUAUGGCCAGAACAGAAAUAUUUCAGGUUAAGCCAUCACAAUACAAUGCCUAGUAAAAAUUCUGUUCGUGGAAAAUUGAACAUAGAUAUUCUGGACAGAAUAUAGAUUAUAGAAUUUAAUGAAUAUAAUUUACUUCUGUACGGAAUAAAAGUAAACAAAACUAAAUAAAAGUGACAGAAUUAAUACCUUCUUCAUGAUCAAAUUAGUCUGUACCGAUGUUUGGACAUUCACCUUGCAUUGCUUCUUGUGUGCUCAAUGUUUUGAAUUUGGACACCCCUUUUGGCUUUUUUUGUAGUUGUGACCCUCUACGCUACACUUGGAGAGGAAGCUAUUGUGUAUGGUAUUAACCAAGCUGAAGUGGAAGUUGUUAUAACUGAUGGACAUUUAUUGCCCAAACUGCAGACAGUUGCAGGACAGUUGACAAAUAUCAAAACAAUUAUUUAUAUUGGUGAUGUUAACCUUAGUGGUCUGUCUGUGUUUCCAAGUCACGUCAAAGUUUUAUCUAUUGCCGAAGUUGAAAGAAUUGGAUCUAGGUCUCAGAAUAGUAAGUAUGAAAAUUUAAUUACGCUGUGAUUGGGCAUAGUAUCUGAGUUUGGAGAAAGGUAGGUGCCCUGGCGUUGUACUCGAGUCCAUAUGAGUCACGUUUUUGAGGGAGUUACUAUUUUUAGACUUUUAGGAUCAGGGUUUGGAUUAGGGAAAGGGCUAGGGUUAGGAUUGAGAUUAGGGUUCGGAUUAGAGUAAGAGUUGGUUUAGGGUUAGGAUUUGGGUUAAGUUUAAAAUACAAAGGAAUACAAAAUUACAAAAGUCUAAAAAUAGUAACUCCCCUGAAAACGUGACAGGUAUAGGUACGAUAGUGCUACGAAAUAGCAACUUGCCUUUUUUAGCUCUGCUUACGGAGCUAAAAAGGGGAAGUGCAUGAGUAGGCUAAUGAAGCCAUGCGCCAGGGGCCAGUUGUUUGAAAGCCUCAAAGCCUGUUAGCUCAGGGGCUUCGGUGGCCAAGUGGUUAGCGCACUUGCCUUUCACCUCUGAGGCCGCAGGGUCGAAUCUCACUAAGUACCUUCUCAGUGCGACUCGAACCCAGUCCCCAUGUGAAAAGAGUAGAAGUCGACGCUCUGCCGAAAGCCGUGGGUUUCCCCGGGUACUCCGGUUUCCUCCCACAGGGAAAGUUGACAGGGUGGGUUAGGUAAAAAGGGACCACAGUAAUUGGCAUAUGCUGUUGUGGUGACCCUGCCCUAGUUGGCAAAGCUAAAUAAAUAAAUAAAAAAAAAAAGAAAACCUUCAAGGCAAACUUGUUUAUUAAAUCUUGGAAGAAAUACGAAUUUCCAGAAAUAUUCAAUUUAAUGAAGUUUUGAAAUGACCUGCAGAAAGACAAACUCAAACAGCAAGCUAGAUUUUAAACCAGGGGUAACGCUAAUCGUGCUUUGAACAAAUGGCCUCGGAUCGCACGUGAUGUCAGAGACUUCCAUGUUUUUGCUGCCUCGUGGAAAUUUAUAUUUGAAAUACUUGAAUAUUAAUUUACUUGAAUAUUAAUUUACUUGAAUGGGCGUCAUGCUUAUAAAGGAAUUUGAUCUAAUUUACUAUCGUCUUACCUUAGUUUCGCAGUCUCGCAUUCCACCUUGCCCUGAAGAUACAGCAGUAAUAAUGUAUACAAGUGGUUCUACAGGUUUACCAAAAGGUAACGAACUGUAACUCAAACUUACAUAUUACGAUUCUUGCGACUUAGAAUCGCUGUGUACCGUAAUAACAUAGUCUGAUUUCCGUUGGCUUCUGUCUUGCUGUUAUUAGUAAUUGAGCUUAUUUUCGUUUAUUAACAGGAGUUAUAAUAUCUCAUGCAAACCUUAUGGCUACCAUAGCUGGGAUGACUGAUAGAGUUAGGAAUAAAAGGUAUUAAAUUCUUCUGCUGAUUAUUCCGCUUUGAAAGUAAUGAAAUACCUGGACAAUAGAGAGUUCAGAUUUGACUUCCACUACCUCUCAUUGGCUUAGUACACGCAUCUGAUUGGUUAAUCGCAUGUAUCAAACGCAUCUUGGUCUUGCACAAAAACUACAACAAUUACAAAAUAGAGCCCGCACGUAUAAUAAAUGGGUCCCUGAGGGGUCAGAUUAUAACACUCGAUCACAUGAAGUAUACUGUCUGACCUAAACUGGUUGAAUUUAAAAGAAAGAAGAGAGCAGCAUUUUAAAACACUUAUAUUUAAAACGGUACACAAAAUGGUACCGGAAUAUAUUUCUAAUAAAUUCACGAGUGUUUCAUCAAUCCAUAGUUACGGUCUAUACGUGGUUCAGACUCUAAAUUGUUUGUUCCGCGAGACCUGUGACUGAGGCCUUAUUAAAGAAUGUUUUUCAUACCGACGUGCUGUCCUGUGGAAUAGCUUACCUGUGAUGCAACUAAUGCUAAAUCAGUUGAUCAAUUUAAAGCACUUUUAUAGAUUAGUCUAAAGGUUUUUAUCAUAUAAUCAUAUGUAUUUGUAAUCCAGAAAUAGUCGCGUGUCUGUCUGUAUUUAUAUAUUUAAUGUUAAUUCUUCACGGCUCCAGAGAAGAACACGAUAUGUGAACUGGACUCCGUGUAUAAAUAAGGUUUUAAUAAUAAUAAUAAUAAUAAUAAUAAUAAUAAUAAUAAUAAAUAAUAAUAAUCUGAUUGGUUAGUCAAAUCUGAACCUCUCUAUUUAUGAUAUGAAGACUGUGAGGAUAUGUUAUGAUUCAACCGACUACCAUGCCAUCGUGUGAUAAUAUAAUGUCUGCUCCCAAGGAAAUAGUUUUGUUUUCCCGAGAGUCUCAAUGUUCCCCGAGACGAAGUCCAGGAAAACAUUGAGAUUCGAGGGGAAACGACAUUAAGUGUUUUGUUAUAUAUAGCGACGAAAGAAAAAUCAACAACAUUCAUACAACAAUUGUAUUUAAUGACAAAAACUCUAUAGUGUAAACGAGUUUAAAAUUAAAAGAACCAAAAAGUAAAAUAAAAAAGGUUUCAGCAGCAUAUCCUGUUGCCUGUUGUGUAUUUUUCUUCUCUUUUACAUUCGUUUUUUUAACACAAAUUUGGAAAAUCGUAGUUUAUAAACUUGCGAGUUGUGGCACCAUUUUGUGUAUUUAUGUAUACGUGUAUAGUCGGUCGGGGCGGGCAAUAAUUUAUCACCUGUUGCCCGGCGGGAUACAUUACAUUUAUCUAAAGGCAUGUGAUUACAAAUAAGCCAAUCACGUUUGGUGCUCACCCUAGCUGUAUAACAAUAUAGGAAUUAUGUUUUUAUGUUUAGCAAUGAUGUUUACAUUGGUUAUUUACCACUUGCCCAUGUCCUGGAGCUUUCAGCAGGUAACAUAAGUGAGACUAUGGUCAAAUUUAUAAACUCCACCCAUGACAUAUGUUGUCUCCAGAGCUUAUAUAUACAUGUUGCUUUAUAAUUGGGAUUAAACUGGAAACUAAAUGUGUGGCGUCAUCGCUUAUUUUAUAUGCUAAAAACCUAUCUACGUCAAAGCAAUCUGAAGAGAGGAGUCUGGAACAAAAUUAAAUUAAAUAGACUGUCAAUUGUUAAAGGCACAGUUCAGCCUUUUGAAUAAUGGUUUUUUUAAGGCGCAUUUCAGCCCUUUAAUUGAAAAACUAACUAGGACUCAAUAAGAACAAUAAAAAUGUUUUAAAAUGUUAAAAACAUUAAGUUUGCUGAUCUUAAAUUAUGCCUAAUUGAUUUUUCUAUUUUCCUUUUCUUAAAAACCAUCAUUCAAAAGGCUGAACUGUGCCUUUAAGUUUGACAUACCAUACAAUACCCUUUUACAUUACAUUUCUGUCUUUCAUUUAACGCAGAACUGGUCAUGUUGUCACAAGGAAGUUCUAUUGGUUACUCAUCACCUUUAACUUUGGCAGACCAGGUCAGUUAUGGACGUCUUUUUAUUAUUCUAUAUAAUGUCCAAAUAAACGCCCUAUCAAACAACCAGGAUAUGGGCAAACUCUAGAGUGAAUGUAUUUCUUACUUAACAUACCUCUGAAACAACAAAGAAGUGAAUGGGAAAAUUGAGAGUUUAAGUAUAAUAGAUAAAGCGUGAGCGGUCUACCUGUGUGCGAUUAAUUGGACAUACGAGCCGAAAACUCAUUCAUGUUUAUCGAUGUAAAAUAUAAAUUGUGUUAGUUCUGAAAAUAUCAAACGAACAGGUUAUGUUAGUCAAGACGAAAUCUAUAUAAGAUUUACAUUCAUUGAUUAAACACUUAGUAUUAUAAUAUUUGUUAUUAUUUACGUAGUCCUCUAAGAUCAAGAAAGGUUCGAAAGGAGACGUGGGCGUCCUCAAACCAACUCUCAUGGCCGCGGUUCCGGUAAGGAAAUAAAAACUUUAGUUACUUUUAUUUCUUUUUGUUUCGGUCUGUACUUACUAUUUGCUUGAUUAGUUAACUUUGCAUGAAUUAAUAUUGCAUGGGAUUUACUAGACUUGCAACAAGUCAACUCGUUAGUCUCGUAAUAUUUAGCUUACCCAUUCGUUUUAUUCGCUCACUCGUUUUACUCGUUACAAUGCGAGUACUAUGCGAGUCGACUUGUAGCAAUUAGUCUAGGGAUUUCCCAAUAAUUAUAUUCCUAAUUUUUAGGCGAUCAUGGAUCGCAUUCGUCAUAAUGUUCUGGAUAAAGUAAAAGAAGGAUCGUGGUUUAAAAGGCUGCUAUUCAAGUUCUGUUAUAACUACAAAGUGGAACAGGUGAAACAAGGAUAUGACACGCCUCUGAUUAACAGGU
This is a messenger RNA of Paramuricea clavata, 11827 nucleotides long. The record is from the annotation of a GenBank genome assembly. NCBI's taxonomy places the organism in Eukaryota, Metazoa, Cnidaria, Anthozoa, Malacalcyonacea, Plexauridae.